This is a messenger RNA of Homarus americanus (American lobster), 1686 nucleotides long. RefSeq names its product intraflagellar transport protein 22 homolog. Bases 375 to 935 code for a protein of 186 amino acids. The transcript is spliced from 5 exons. Lineage: Eukaryota; Metazoa; Arthropoda; Malacostraca; Decapoda; Nephropidae. The record is from RefSeq and is a predicted model, not a curated record. Gene Ontology annotation, molecular function: GTPase activity. Gene Ontology annotation, biological process: intracellular protein transport. Gene Ontology annotation, cellular component: endomembrane system.
AAUUAACUUAAUGGCACUGAAGAAACUGCUCCCUGACCUUCACUCUGCAUUCCACUCUAGUAAACAUCAAUUAUGUGAAGGAACAACCCUUAACUUAAACAACCAUACAUAUUGAAUAUAAAUGAACCUUAUACUGAAACAAGUUUGAGUGUAGACCAGGGCUGAAUAACUCCACCCACUCCAGGAUCUGUGCAGUACAGUAGUUGGGUAUGUGGUUGGACCCUGCAGUAAUUAUUCUGAUUAUCACAUCCAAAGAACCUGAAGUGUCAAGAUCUCUACCACAAGAUCAACAAGUGAACAAGAGCACAGAAAUCUGAAACAGAGAUCUGUUCAAAACAAAGGAGGAGGAAUCUCUGGACUUAUUUUACAAAACAAUGAACAAUAAGGUGAAAUUACUUAUGGUGGGGCCACCAGAGUGUGGCAAGACAGCUUUAACCAAUUUUCUUAGCGAGGCUGGGGAGGUGGGAGGUGAGGAGUACCGACCCACUAAAGGUUGUCGCAUCGUUGAGUUUGAAGUCCCGAAUGUAACUGUGAGCAGUAUGACAACCAAGGCAGAAGUUGAGCUUUGGGACGUGAGUGGAGAUAGGAGAUAUGAAAAUUGUUGGCCAGCUAUUCAGAGAGGCUGCAAUGGUGCUAUUUUUGUCUAUAGUCCUGGCAGAGAAGAUCAUUCUCGUUACCUUGACACCUUGUACACCCAUUUUGUGGAGCAGCAAGGCCUCCGUGAGACUCAGUGUGUAGUGUUUUGCCAUUACAAGCCAGGCUUCAAAGGCAAAGGAGCUAAACUCUCAAGUUCUUUCAAUCAAAUUCCAAAGCUAGACACUCAGCUGGAAGAGGAAAGUGGAAGUGUCCGGAGGGAUUUCAAUAAUUUUGUUUCUUCUGUCUUGGGUCACAUGUCAGCAGUAGCUGAAAUGCAGGAAAAUUCCAUUCUCAUGUAAAUUUACUUUAAAUCCAUGAAUGUUUGCACUUUGUAAAGGAUUACUUCCAUUUUAUUUGACUUUGUACAGAAUACAAUUUAUACUCCAUAGCACUGCCCAAAAGUUGCUGUAAAAAAAAAAUUUGAUUAUAGUAUCUGUACCAGUAACAGCUUAGUCUUGUAAGGGACCAUAAAAAAAUUGGUACACUAACCACAUUCCCAGUCCAUAGGAAACUGUAAACCCAGCUGCUGAGUGAUGUCGGUUGCUUUAUAUUGAAGGUCCUCAAUGUGCUGGCCCUUUGUACCAAGGGAGUUUUAUCCUUCAUGAAGAAGGGGAAGAUUACUCAACUGAUGUUAAUGUAAAUUUAGUAAAGGAAUACCUCGCUAUUUGCAACACCGCUUAUCCUCAAUUGAUAUUUUAACACUCCUUUUGGCAUAUCAUAUUUUUGUCAAAAAUGUAAGAGAAAUAUACUUGUCAACAAUGGGUACUAUACCUUGUGAGCAUCUACACACCUUGUAAUUGUAUUUUUAUCUUUCCACAAACUAUUUUAAUCCAACUACAAAGCAGAGGGUUGUUCACUUUAUCAGUGAUUUAAAAAACUAUGAUCAUGAGUUGUAUAUUCUUUCCAUUGUGUGAUAUAUUGUGAAUCACUAUUUACCUUAAAAAUGAGGUACUAUAUCUUUUAAUUCAGUCCUCCAUAAUCUGUGCAGUGUACUUUCUAGUCAGUAUGUGAUACAAAUGCUGUCCACAAUAAUAAAGGUGAUAUUGUCUU